AUGAACGAAGACAAUUACUGGGGCUGUUUCUACGUCUAUCCCGAUCUCUAUGCAGAUAUAUUCUCUCCAGUAGUAAAGAUACGUGACAUACAAGAUGUACCGGAGCUGGUUGGGGGCGAACUUACCAGGGACAUGGUCACCGCUUGCCUGACGUACCUCCAACGCACUCCUAUAUUGGGAGACCUUGUUUUCAUCAAAUUGGAUCUCUCAUCAAAGCAUUUAAUGAAGAUUGAUGUUCUGCAGCACUAUAAAUACUUAGUGUAUUUGAACCUGUCAUCAAACUUGCUAACGGAACUGACAGUAUUGUCCCAUCUUCCAUACCUGCAGUUUUUGUCAGUAGAUUUUAAUAGGCUCUCAACGGUUUUGGACUACAAAACACCUCAAUGGUUCCUUACCGAAGUGCACUACAAAUACAAUUCGGUUAAACGAAUUAGAGAUUUGUCAGCAUUCUGGUCGAUAACUGUGCUGGAUCUUUCGCAUAAUAAUAUCAAGGCAAUAACGGGACUGCAGAAUUUAGUACUCCGAGAGCUUCAUCUGCGCAACAACCGGUUUAGCAUUUUGCUCGAACUUGCAGUGUACAUGAGUCAGAUGCGAAGACUGCUCAUACUCGAUCUUCGAGCAAACCCUAUUUGCUCGAUACCUGGCUAUAAAAGUGUUGUAAUCAACACAUUUUCCAUGCUUCUCAGCUUAGACGCUGCGGAGCUCGAUCCCGUCGAGCAGCGCACGCUGAGGAUGGAUGUCAACCCAGACGUAACUAUGCACGCCACUCGAAAGUUACUGCGGCUGAUCUACAUCCAACAACUUUCGAAGGCUCGGAUCUCACCUUACAUUCCCCCCGCGGAUUCUGUGGAUGUGCCCCUCGUCAUACUAGUAGGACACGAGGGGGUCGGCAAAGAUUACGAUAAUGUCUCUUUCGGAUAG
Molecule: messenger RNA, 921 nt
Organism: Spodoptera exigua (beet armyworm)
Lineage: Eukaryota; Metazoa; Arthropoda; Insecta; Lepidoptera; Noctuidae
Source: the annotation of a GenBank genome assembly